AAACAAUCUUCCUCUUCUACGCCUGGAGCGGAGACCUUACUUACCUAUACAAACAUUGUUUCCCUAAUAUAAGCCUUGCCAUCGGAACAGCUACUUGAAAUAUUUUCAUCAGAGCACUCUCAAUUCGAAACCACUCAUCUUGACCAUCUCAAACAUCCCCAAAAUCAAAUCCACAAAAUGUCGUCCUUCACACGAUCAUCCCCAGCCGGCUUGCCCCAAUCACCACGCGCAACCCGCCCAAUGCUGCUCCCCAUCGACACAUCCUGCUCCCCAGACUCAACCACACCAUACUCAUCCUCGGAGACACUCGCAAGCCAAUCACAAACACCCAUCACACGGCACCGCAGUGCUGAGUCGCUCAUCUUCGCCAAUGCCACCAUCCCUCUGAGCCCGGCGUCGUCCAUCUCCAACGAAUCCAACAGCGACACUCUGCUCGAGGGCCUGCGACCACGCCGGCGCAACGGCUUUGCGCGUUUCUUCUGCUGCUUUGGGCGCGAGGAGCGUGCACGGAGGCGCGUGAUGAUGGCCACGCAGUACGAGAAGGUUGGGGAGAAGGCGCACUGGACCGAGUACUAGUCUCAAUACCAGAGAGGGUAUUGGACUGAACACCAAGUCUCAAUCCCGAAAGAGGUUGUCUUCCUACAUUAUGAUACCAUCCAGCGGUGGCUGCGGACUCCGGCUUGUUUCACUUUCUUGUAACUAUUUUGAGGGCACUGCACUCUUGCUUCCGGCUACGGCCGACAAUUUCCUUUGUAUUCAUUCGAGCGCUGGCGUUGGAGGACCUGGCUUUACAUCUUGAAGUCAGAUGUUGGUACACCGUUGGAGUGACGCCAACAGUUGGAGUGUCGCCAACCAGGCUGCAAAUUUACAAAACUUUACACCUCACUACCUACCUCUACCCUGACUGAGUGUGAUUGGUCAAGCUUAGCCUACACUGACAUUCUAACACUGCUCUGAGGGAAGCUUGCACAUGUAAUUGUGUGUCGACAUAGCUGUCUUAGCUCGUUAGCUCGGGUGGACCGGCGAAAGUGCCGAGGUGCUGUCAGUCAUGUC
Messenger RNA from Boeremia exigua, 1053 nucleotides. RefSeq lists its product as uncharacterized. Bases 178 to 576 code for a protein of 132 amino acids. The transcript has a single exon. NCBI's taxonomy places the organism in Eukaryota, Fungi, Ascomycota, Dothideomycetes, Pleosporales, Didymellaceae. The record is from RefSeq and is a predicted model, not a curated record.